CCUGCUGAUGCUGCUGGGCUCGCUAUUGCCGCUUACUCCAGCUGAGCCUUGAGUAGCAGCAGGACCAGGGCAGGGACUGACUCCAGUCCUUGGACUUAGGACACCGCAGCACCUUCUCUUGCGUGCGUGACUCAUUCGUAUAUCAUUUCUGUUUAUGCCUGGGGUGGGGAGAAAAAUCCCAAACCAGCUGUGUAAAUGAGUAUGGAAGAUUAUGAUUUCCUGUUCAAAAUUGUUUUAAUUGGCAACGCUGGAGUGGGAAAGACGUGCCUAGUCCGACGAUUCACUCAGGGUCUUUUCCCCCCAGGUCAAGGAGCCACAAUUGGAGUUGAUUUUAUGAUUAAGACAGUGGAGAUUAACGGUGAAAAAGUGAAGUUACAGAUCUGGGACACUGCGGGUCAAGAGAGAUUUCGCUCCAUCACCCAAAGUUACUACCGAAGCGCCAAUGCUUUGAUCCUUACCUAUGACAUCACCUGUGAGGAAUCCUUCCGCUGCCUUCCCGAGUGGUUGCGGGAGAUAGAACAGUAUGCUAGCAAUAAAGUCAUCACUGUGUUAGUGGGCAACAAGAUUGACCUCGCUGAAAGGAGAGAGGUCUCCCAACAGAGAGCAGAAGAGUUUUCAGAGGCUCAGGACAUGUAUUACCUGGAGACUUCAGCCAAGGAAUCUGACAAUGUGGAGAAACUCUUCCUUGACUUAGCAUGCCGACUCAUCAGUGAAGCCAGACAGAACACACUGGUGAACAAUGUAUCGUCACCCUUACCUGGAGAGGGCAAAAGCAUCAGCUAUUUGACUUGUUGUAAUUUCAACUAAAGGCUGAGGCAAAGAGAAUCAAAGGGAAUCAGUAGUUGCCUUGGUGGGCCGUAUGUUGCUAGGGAAUCUGGCAAUGACUGGCUCCCGCUCUUGGACCUUCUGACUCCUGUAGGCUCCAGAGCUUACCAAGCAUGCAGGCCAAGGGCCUUGACUGCAGGCCAGCAUUAGCAGAACACAUAAUGGUUUCACCCUUCCGCAGUCUGGCGUUGGAGCAAGGAGAAAAUUGCACUAAGCGCUCCAAGACCUGCAGAGCAUGUUGCUUUUGUUUUUAAAAAAGCAAGUAAAAAUGCAUUCCUGAACACAGAGCAGGGGAUCAUAUAAUGUAGGAAUCCUUCUGUGUGUCAGCGGGUGCAUGAGGGGCUGUUCUUUAGGCUUCAGUGGUAAUCUGGUGCCCAUGGAUUUCUUGUCCACCAGGUAAACCAAAACUGGAAAGGCCAAGUACUGUCUCUGUAGGACUUAUUGAUGACCCCAUGGAGAUUUUGAGAAGUGUUAUUUCUUGUGUCCACAAGCACUUUCAAAACCUUUGGGAUAUAAAAAUGGGAACUCUUCUCAUGACCAACAGUAAAAAUUAUUGUUUAAUAAUAUAUACAAGCUCCAUGACUCUUUUUGGUGCUAAUGAUUAUGCUAUUUCACAGACCAAAUGUUUUAAUACAUUGAUACCCUUAGAUGUAUUACCUAAAAAUAAAAAGAGAAUGGGGGAAAUCCAUGAGUCAGCAGUCUUUUUCAGUCUCAUUACCACUGUUUCUAGGAUGGGUUUGGAUAUGAGAAGGCCUUUUUCUUUCAUAUUCUCCUUGAAAUUUAUUAACUUUCUUCUAUUCUUUCACACUUAUCCCUGCCCUUCAAGUAAAUCAAAGUAUAAAAACAAUGGGGGGAAAAGUAUAAAUGAUGACAUUCGAAUAAAGAAGAUUAGUUGCACAACAUGUUGAGUAGCAUGAGAAAACAGAGCAGAUAUGACCAAAAUACUGUGGACUAUGGACUGACUGCAGAGCAGGCUUCUGGACAGAGCACAGCUCUCUCUAACAGGUCACGCCUUUUCCUUUCUGGAACUAGCCUUGGAUAGACCAAGGUUUAGGAUUUUGUAGACAUUUUUAGUAUAGUAAGUGAGAACAGCAACAGAUGAAAAGUCUCACAAACCAUUUUUGUAUCUUCAAUAAACGUAGGAAAGCGCUGCUCAGGAAGCAGGCUGAGUUGUCCUUUAUUAAUAUUAAUGUUGAUCUUAGAUUCAUGACCAUGCAUUUCUUUUCCCUUUAUCUUUUCUUUCCCCUAGUCUCCCCUUAUAGUGUUCCUUUCCCCAUUCCUCCUUUUUCUCUUUCCUUCCCAUACUGGAAUGCAUGUGUUACUUGAAAUCUCCAAUUCAAAUGGAGGUAUAUAUGCCUUUACUUUGCCGAUUUUACAACAGGACUCAUAUUGGAAGACGUGCUGCUGAGUGAGUUCCUGUUUCUUCAGUGCCAUGUUUGGAUAUUUUCCAAUUUGUUCACUGUCAUAAAUGCAGAUGCGACAGUAAUUAAGUCUGUAUGCUCUUGGUGUUGUCAGGCGUUGCUGUAGCUUGCUGAGUAUGAAUCACUGAAUGAGGAGGAUAUGACGUGUAAUUCCACUGUUGGUAUUGAUGGUGACAAUCUUGGACCUGACAUGUCACUCUUGAAAAGCUACUGAAUUGUAAAGCAAUGAGUCAACACGGCAGGAUAUUGAUAACACAUUUCUAGCAUUCCUAGCAGAUUCCAUAAUGUCUGAUUUUUUUUUUACACGUGACUGUAUGUAUUAUUACCAGUCAUUGGUAUUGAUUGUCUCACUAUGCUUGUUUUGAUUCUGUAGGAAAGAAAAAAGCUUCCUAAAAGUUUGAACUGUCUUUCCUUUAUACAGGAAGGGGAAAUAAAUCACUUUAAUUAAAAUAAAAAUCAUUUAUAAUUACCUUUGCUUAAUAUUAAGCCAGCAACCAAAGGCUUAAGAAGAUAAACCAAUCAAAGUUACAGAAAAAAUGUUAUCUUUCUACUGUGAAUGUCCUAAAUUUAGAUUUAUUACUUUUCUUUAUGGCAAAAUUCUGAUCUCCUCAGCAUAAGAUGACUCAGCCUUGUCUCACAGCAGUGUGAUAAAAAUAACGUUGCUUUGUGAACUUUAAGGGCUUUGUUAGAUUGGACUAAUUUAGCUCUAGAAUAGCAGCUUUUAGGGUCACAUUUAUGUUAUGUUAUUCUUAUUCCUUUGGGCUUAUAGCACCCCCAUCUGUCCCCAUCUGAGUUCAGAAGCAGCUCAGAGAGCUCUGUUCCAGGUCCAUUGCCCCCUGGGUCUCUGAGUCUUUGAGUAAAUCAUAGUCACCAAUCUUUGGCCCAUUAGUGUGGACAGUUGAGAAGGUGGGUCCUUAUGUUCCACAGUUCUGUGAAUUUAAGAUUAGGCCUUUUGGAGAUUUGCUCAGUUACGUAUCUCAAGUUCUCAAACUUGAUGACAAUAUUAUAGGUGCAAUAAAUACCAGUUGAAUAAAUGAUUUAGUGCCAAGAGUUUUGUUUGUUAUUUUUUAAAUGAAAGUCCAUGAAGUGGUUCUUGAGAAAGAAUCAUUUCAAUCUAGGGCAGAACAUAAAUAUUAUUUUGCCUAAUAAUUCUAAAUGCCAGGGCAAUAUUUGCUUAAAUCAGCCUCCUUUACAUAAAAUUAUUUAAUGGUGAACCCCCUCCCCCAAGUUUUUGUUUAUUGUAAUGUAAUUCAGCUCAUCCUGACAAGGCCAUCUCUCCUGCCAUUUGUAAUAUAACCUUUUUUUUCUUUUUAAUAAAAUUAUUAAAUAUGUGGCUGUCUUUUUAGUUUCCAGUGAAAAUACAUGUUCAGGUUAUAGAGUCAUGCUUGAAAAAGACCUAUGGAAUCAUAGUUUUCUGAUAUGGCUUUUUACAGACUGUAUCCUCAAAGAACUUAGUGGUUUCUCCUUUUCCUACAGAGCUGUGUUCCUUUGUAUUCUUUCAUUAGAUCUGUUGGAUUAUAUUAAUAUUUAAUUGCUUAGAUCCAAUCAUGGUUUGUGUAGACUUCAAAGGUUACAUCAUUGGCCUUUUCUGGCUUUCAUCCCAUCUCCCCACCCAUAGUGUCGUCAUUUUUUUAUGUCAGCAUCUUUCCUUAAGUGGAAAGACAAUGACUAAAAUGAAAUGGAAAUAUAUUAGCAGUAUAUAGUAUGUCAGGUUUUGACUUUGAAAUAAUUAAGAAACCACUGACCAAAACAAGAUGUUUGGAUUAGCAUGAUUCAGAGCAGUGAGGCUCGAUGGAGGGAGGAAGGAAGCAAACUCUUCUCUUCAUCAAAGUGUACCUGGAAGGACUCCCAGUGGUAGAGCAGGGAUUUGCCAGUCUACUCUUUGAGCUAUCAUCCCACAACAUCAACUUCACUUAGGCUAAUUCUGAAGAAACAGUUGCAAAUCAUUUUGAACUUGAUUUUUAACCCCAAUGUGUCAUACCAGCAUGGACAUAUGUACUUAUUAGGGAUCACUUUUUUAGUAGUUCUGAAAGAAGUUGUAGGGUUUUUUUUUUUUAAGAACUUUUAACAGCAACGGUUUACUUUCACAUCUCAUUCUCUGACAAGAUGUAUUCUGUAUAAGCAAUUAUUGUCAAGAUAGGUUUUCUUUUCUGGGACUUUUGUUCCUGUAGCACAAGUUUAUCUGUGUUCGAAAGGAAAGCUCCCUUAUACUGCACAGACAGGCAGUAUUAGCUUAUGAUCGCAGUCCUUCAGGUCAGUCAUUGCUGUUGAGUAAUAUAGAUUGUUCUUCACUCCCUUCCUGAAUCACAGGAUGUUCUUGUCCUAGUUACUCUGGGGAGACACUGAUUUUUACUUUUUGUCUCUCUCUUUUUUUUAAAGACCAGAUCUCAGUCUGUAGCUCCAGAAAUCAGGCUGGCAUAGAAAUCACAAUGUAGUUCAGGCUGGCUUUAAACUCAUAAUAAUUCUCUUACCUUAGUCUUACUAUAAUUAAUGAGCCACCAUGGUUAACUCAUUGAAACUAAAAACAAGUGGAGGGAUAACUAGCGGGGUAAAUGAAUUUAACACAAGAUAGUUGGAGAUUAUUUGGAGGAUUUUUGUCGGACACUGCAUAGAGAGAGGAAUAUAAAAGAUAUUUCAGAGUUCAAAGAGAUAGAAUAAAGCCUAUCACACUCAAGCCAUAGAAACACAGAUUAGGCUGUGCUAGGGAGAAGUUCACACACACACACACACA
Messenger RNA from Apodemus sylvaticus (European woodmouse), 4977 nucleotides. It is a transcript of the gene Rab30, whose product is annotated as RAB30, member RAS oncogene family. NCBI's taxonomy places the organism in Eukaryota, Metazoa, Chordata, Mammalia, Rodentia, Muridae. Gene Ontology annotation, biological process: Rab protein signal transduction. The transcript is spliced from 5 exons. The record is from RefSeq and is a predicted model, not a curated record. Bases 196 to 807 code for a protein of 203 amino acids. Gene Ontology annotation, cellular component: trans-Golgi network. Gene Ontology annotation, molecular function: GTP binding; GTPase activity.